AUGGCUUCACUCUUAAACAUUGUUUUAAUGAGCAUAGAUAUAGUUGUUCUAAUGCCGUCCAUUCCGGGGAACGUAUUUAUUCUCGUUGUGAAUAUCCUAGACUGGAUAAAGAAUAAGAAACAUUCUACGACUGAUCGGCUCAUCUUUGGCAUAAGUGCUGUGAACCUCCUGCACGGGCUUUUGAAAGUGAACAGAAACGUGUUUCUAUUGCUAAAAACGGAUAACUCAAACACGGGCAUGUUCCAAAAGGCAUCGUCGGUUUUGCUCCUGACGUCUCUGUCUUCUAGUCUUUGGUUUUGCACCUGGCUCUGCAUCCACUUCUGCCUGAAAAUUGUACGUUUCAAGCAGAGAUUCUACAUCUAUCUCCAAAGGACUAUACCCAAGAAACUCCCGUGUCUUCUCCUGCUAUCCUUCUUGGGUUCUAUAUCUGUGGCUGUUCCUAUUGCCUGGGAUGUUGUCGAUGGAACGACACGGAAUGUGUCACUUGUUACGUCGAAUCAAGAAGCUAAACUCUUGUUUAUGUUACGGCAUAGGAGCAUUUACUCCCAACCUAUCUACACUAUGUAUUGUUGUGUGGCUUUCACGCUGUUCUCGAGCUCAGCUGGGAACAUCAUCGUAUCUCUGUUCAACCACAUGAAGCACAUGCAGGAGAACAUUGAGGGGUCCAGAAGACCUAACUUGGAAGCUCAUAUAAGUGCGGCCAAAACUGUGACCUCUCUCUUGGUACUGAAUGCUGUCUUUUUCAUAUGUUUAAUAAUAGGAAUUUUUAAAGGAGGGGCUUCUUAUUGGCUACAGUGCUCUUCCUUGCUAAAUUCUAUCUUUCAUAAUAUCAGUGCCUUGGUACUAAUAAACGGAAACCGUAAACUCCAGAAUGCUCUAUCCGGAGCUGUUAUUUGCUACUUAUCCCCGUAG
Molecule: messenger RNA, 912 nt
Organism: Spea bombifrons (plains spadefoot toad)
Lineage: Eukaryota; Metazoa; Chordata; Amphibia; Anura; Pelobatidae
Product: taste receptor type 2 member 40-like
Exons: 1
Coding region: 1-912 (303 amino acids)
Biological process (GO): detection of chemical stimulus involved in sensory perception of bitter taste; G protein-coupled receptor signaling pathway; sensory perception of taste
Cellular component (GO): membrane
Molecular function (GO): bitter taste receptor activity; G protein-coupled receptor activity
Source: RefSeq, a predicted model, not a curated record